GCCAAGGGGCGAGCACCCGCCGUCUGGAUUCCCGAGCAGGAAAGUGAAAGCGUUCAGGUGGAAGAGGCCUCGGAAGUAUCGGGGCCGACGCGAGUACCUGAGCGACCUGCGAUCUCCACCGCCGCCGCGACGACUCAGCCUCUGGGCGGGAGCUGUCAGCCGAAAAGAAAAUGGCUCAGCCGGGAACCGAUGCCCAAGCCAUGGAGAGGCCUGUGCAGACCGCACGCGUUCACGCCAGGGAACACGACUGCUGCGGGAGCACCAGAAACAGCCUCAGCCUCCUGGAAACUCGCAGCGCCUCCGCCUGCAGGAGCCGGAGGGGCGGACAGGACAAGUUUUUGACGUUUCCUAUUGUUGCCGGAAGUGACGUCGCGGAGGGGCCCUUAAAGAAUAAGGGUUUCACUUUCGCAGUUGCAGAUUCUCCAGAACGUCUUUAUUUCUCGCUUCUCAUUCUGAACGAUUAUAGCCAUAAAAAUUGUAUUCAUUUGAAAUAUGAUACUUUCUAUGAGGAUUAUAAUUGAUAAGAUUCUUCUGAGAUUCAUGCCUUCCGAGGAAGACGCGGGAACGGAGUAUGGAAUCUGCACCGAGGAAUCUCAGAGUGUGGGACAGCCCGCGGCUCGGAACCUUUAGCCGCUUUUCGCGGCGCGCUGGAACCCACGGUUCAGAAUACAAACGGUCGGCGCGAGAGGAGUCCUGGGGCGCGGGCGCUAGGGCUCCGGGGCUGGACGCCUGGUUCCCGCCACUUUCUCGAGUUACUUGUGCUCCCUUCUCCUUUCCGUAUUGGUCCGGUCGCCUUGGGAACCCUGCCCUUUGCCUGGCGGCUGCUGGCAGCACCAGAGCCUGCGGACGGACUGUGCUCCGGCUUUGACGGGGUCGCCUGAAUGCUGUACGCACCGAGGUUCCGGAGUUGUAGGCGAAUGAUCAGAUGAAAAGUUACAUGAUUUUUUAAGAGUUGGAGCUGAAUCUAAUAUUCAAUAAUGGCAACAGGUGACUUAAAAAGAAGCUUGCGGAAGCUAGAACAAGUACUUCGUUUGCUAAAUUACCCUAAUGAUGUCGAUUAUGUUGGUUUGAUGAGAGGGGACACCGCAGCAUCCUUGCCCAUCAUCAGCUAUUCUCUUACCUCGUACUCCCCUUGUAUAGCAGAACUUCUGAUGGAAUCCAAUAUAGAGCUCAUAGCAAAGAAUGAUGUGCGCUUCACAGACACCGUCUAUAAGCUUCUUCGUGAUCAAUUUGAUUAUAAACCAAUUUUGACAAAAAAGCAGUUUUUACAGUCUGGAUUUGCUGAGUGGAAAAUCCAAAUUGUCUGUGAUGUAUUGAAUUGUGUGAUGAAAAAGCACAAGGAAUUGAUUGGCUCUGACAAGAAUCCAUCAUGCCAAAAAAAGAAGAGCAUCUCUGAAAAGCCAGAACUUUGUUUGAGCAGUGAGAACCCCACUGUAGAGGCUGUUGGCAUUGACAUCACUGGCAGGUUCAUGACUUCAGGGAAGAAAAAAGCUGUGGUCAUCCGUCACCUGUACAAUGGAGACAGCGUUGGCGUGCCCGAAGGGACAGGAAGUUCGGCAGAAGUGAGUGAAGGGUGUGAAGAUUCAGAGCAGACCUCUGACAUCAUGAUUGCUGACGAGCAGGCCUCCAAUGUCGUGAUUGCUGACGAGCAGGCCUCUGACGUCAAGACUGAGCUGAAAGAUGUGUGUGACAAUCCUGAGAUUAUCGCACUUCAGAUUGCGCUUGCUGAAUGCCAAGAGCAGCUUCAGAGGCUGACGUGGGUGGAGAAAAGGCUUGAGUGUUUGGAAGCCACAGCAAAAGGGAAAGUGAUGGUGGACGAGAAGGCCUGGAAUAACCUCCUGAGCCGAGUCACUCUUCUCGAGACAGAGCUGCUGCUGUCUAAGAAGAAUGAAUGCGCAGAGCUUGAUGCAGCAAGUGAAGACUAUGACUCUGUUAGUGGCUUGAAUAAUGUGCCCCUUGAUAAACAGUACAGGAUGGGGGCACCAGCCAGUACGUACCGCUCGUCUGGCUGUAGCACAGUGUCACCAGAAUCAACGCCCACGGGCUCCACUGUUCAUUAUUGUGGACUGAAAGAUUUUUCAGAGGGUUCUUUGUGUUGACGAGUCUUCUUAUGCGGUGUCUCAGAGUGCGUUUCAUAUAUUCAAGGUCCAUCUUUGAGGAUUGUUUACUUUGAGAAAUUGCCUAAAUUUGUUGCUUUUUAAAUUAAAGGAAACAACAAUGCAGAAAAUGGAAAGGAUGAAAAAGAUGUAAGUAACAGAAAGGGGCAACAGAAAUCAUUUCUCUGGAGGGAACUGGACUGGAGUGUGGAAUGCGGAUGCACACGUGUUUUAGACCUUGAGAAGCUCAGUCAGUGUGGAAUUUCCUUUAGGACUCCAGUGGAUAGUGAAUCUACUUGCAGUUGGGUGUGUGUGAGAUGAGUCGCGGCUUUGGUUUCCAGUAAGCACUGUAAAACACAAUACAGAAUUUAUCAUGGGUUACAAAUGGUAAAGAUGCUUUGGUGGAUCAUUAAUUCAGAUUUCUCUACUUCUGAUAACUGAUUGACCAAAACAUUAUGAUAGUUGGGAGACAUUUAAUAUUAGUUAGGCUUCAAAAUUGUGCUGUUUCCAGUGAGCUAUCGAUGCAGUACCACAAUGAUGCUUUUACUGGGGACAAAUAAUAUUAUAUCUGAUUUUAGCACAGAGUGGUUUAAAGGAAAUAAAUGAUGAAAUGGUAUCAAAAUGUUUUAUACCCUACUACCUUAAGAAACUACAAAACUCUUUGGCAUUUGGAAAAUUCUAAAAUAAUUUAUGCUACAAGAAUUGGCUGAUUGAUGUUUGUUCUAUUUUUAUAUAUUAAUAUUAAUUCUGCCUAAA
Arvicola amphibius (Eurasian water vole) is the source of this 2852-nucleotide messenger RNA. RefSeq names its product centrosomal protein 44 (gene Cep44). Lineage: Eukaryota; Metazoa; Chordata; Mammalia; Rodentia; Cricetidae. Bases 978 to 2099 code for a protein of 373 amino acids. The transcript is spliced from 10 exons. The record is from RefSeq and is a predicted model, not a curated record. Gene Ontology annotation, cellular component: centrosome; spindle pole.